CUCUGGAGCGGGAAGAAGCGAACCUCGGGGUGAGGUUUUGUUGUGUGACAGAUCUCCUGCGUUGACUCGGGUUUUGCCGGAGGAGUUCUGCGGCUGUCGGGGUUCUAGGCCGCGAGGCAAGAUGCUCAAGUCCAAGACGUUCUUAAAGAAGACCCGCGCGGGCGGCGUGAUGAAGAUCGUGCGCGAGCAUUACCUGCGGGAUGACAUAGGCUGCGGGGCGCCCGGGUGCGCGGCGUGUGGCCGGGCGCACGGUGGGCCGGCUCUGGAGCCGCAGCCCCAGGACCCCGCGAGCAGCCUCUGGCCGCGGCCGCACUACCUGAUGCCGGACACCAACGUGUUACUGCACCAGAUUGAUGUUCUUGAGGACCCUGCCAUCAGGAAUGUUAUUGUGCUACAAACAGUCCUCCAAGAAGUGCGAAACCGGAGUGCCCCCAUAUAUAAACGAAUCCGGGAUGUGACCAGCAACCAGGACAAGCAUUUCUAUACAUUCACUAAUGAGCACCACAGGGAAACCUACGUAGAGCAAGAACAGGGAGAAAAUGCUAAUGACAGGAAUGAUAGAGCUAUUCGAGUAGCAGCAAAAUGGUACAAUGAACAUUUGAAGAAAAUGUCAGCAGAAAACCAGCUGCAGGUUAUCUUUAUAACAAACGACAGGAAAAACAAAGAGAAAGCUGUAGAAGAAGGAAUACCAGCUUUCACAUGUGAAGAAUAUGUAAAGAGCCUGACUGCUAACCCUGAACUCAUAGAUCGUCUUGCUUGUUUAUCUGAAGAAGGGAAUGAAAUAGAAAGUGGGAAAAUAAUAUUUUCAGAGCAUCUUCCCUUAAGUAAGCUACAACAAGGCAUAAAAUCUGGUUCAUACCUUCAAGGAACAUUUAGAGCCAGCAGGGAGAAUUACUUAGAAGCUACAGUGUGGGUUCAUGGAGACACUGAAGAAAAUAAAGAGAUAAUCUUACAAGGACUUAAACAUUUAAACCGAGCCAUUCAUGAAGACAUUGUGGCUGUAGAGCUUCUCCCCAGGAGUCAGUGGGUAGCACCAUCUUCUGUGGUUUUACAUGAUGAAGGUCAAAAUGAAGAUGAUGUGGACAGAGAAGAGGAGAGAGAGCACCUGCUCAAGACUGCUGUAAAUGAAAAAAUGUUAAAGCCUACAGGUAGAGUUGUAGGAAUAAUAAAAAGGAAUUGGAGACCAUAUUGUGGAAUGCUUUCCAAGUCUGACAUUAAGGAGUCAAGAAGACAUCUCUUUACACCUGCUGAUAGGAGAAUCCCACGAAUUCGGAUAGAAACCAGGCAGGCUUCUACAUUAGAAGGACGGAGGAUUAUCGUUGCUAUUGAUGGUUGGCCCAGAAAUUCCAGAUAUCCAAAUGGACACUUUGUAAAAAACUUAGGUGAUGUUGGAGAGAAAGAGACUGAAACAGAAGUUCUGUUAUUGGAGCAUGAUGUUCCUCAUGAGCCUUUUUCACAGGCUGUGCUUAGCUUCCUGCCAAAGAUGCCCUGGAGCAUUACUGAGAAGGACAUGAAAAACCGAGAAGACCUGAGGCAUCUGUGUGUGUGUAGUGUGGACCCUCCAGGAUGUACUGAUAUAGAUGAUGCUCUGCAUUGUAGAGAACUCAGUAAUGGAAAUUUGGAGGCUGGUGUUCAUAUUGCUGAUGUUAGCCAUUUUAUUAGGCCAGGAAAUGCCUUGGAUCAAGAAUCAGCCAGAAGAGGAACAACUGUGUAUCUCUGUGAAAAGAGGAUUGACAUGGUUCCAGAGUUGCUUAGCUCUAACUUAUGUUCCUUAAGAUGUAAUGUUGACAGGUUGGCAUUUUCAUGUAUUUGGGAAAUGGAUCACAAUGCUGAAAUCUUAAAAACGAGAUUUACCAAAAGUGUCAUUAACUCAAAGGCUUCUCUUACGUAUGCUGAAGCUCAGAUGAGAAUUGAUUCAGCAACUAUGAAUGAUGAUAUUACCACUAGUCUCCGUGGACUAAAUAAACUAGCUAAAAUCCUGAAAAAAGGAAGAAUUGAAAAAGGGGCUUUGACUCUUUCUUCUCCAGAAGUUCGAUUCCACAUGGACAGUGAAACUCAUGAUCCUAUAGAUCUGCAGACUAAGGAACUGAGAGAAACAAAUUCCAUGGUGGAAGAAUUUAUGUUACUUGCUAAUAUCUCCGUUGCAAAAAAAAUUCAUGAAGAAUUUUCUGAACAUGCUCUGCUUCGAAAACAUCCUGCUCCGCCUUCAUCAAAUUAUGAAAUUCUUGUUAAGGCAGCUAAGUCCAAAAAUUUGGAAAUUAAGACUGAUACAGCCAAGUCUUUGGCUGAUUCCUUGGACAGAGCUGAAUGUCCUGCUUUCCCAUAUCUAAACACUCUGUUAAGAAUAUUAGCCACUCGCUGUAUGAUGCAAGCUGUAUACUUCUGUUCUGGAAUGGAUAAUGAUUUUCAUCACUAUGGCUUAGCAUCACCAAUAUACACACAUUUCACUUCUCCCAUCCGAAGAUAUGCAGACAUAAUUGUUCAUCGGCUGUUGGCUGUGGCUAUUGGGGCAGACUGUACUUAUCCUGAACUGACAGACAAACACAAGCUUGCAGAUAUAUGUAAAAAUCUCAAUUUCCGGCACAAAAUGUCUCAGUAUGCUCAGCGUGCCUCAGUAGCUUUUCAUACUCAGUUAUUUUUCAAAAGCAAAGGAAUAGUAAGUGAAGAGGCCUAUAUUCUGUUUGUAAGAAAGAAUGCUAUUGUGGUGUUAAUUCCAAAGUACGGUUUAGAAGGUACAGUGUUCUUUGAAGAAAAAGACAAACCAAAGCCACAGCUUAUUUAUAAUGAUGAGACACCUUCACUUGAAAUAGAAGGUACGGUGUUCCAUGUGUUUGAUAAAGUUAAAGUGAAAAUUAUGUUAGAUUCAUCUAAUCUUCAGCAUCAGAAAAUCCGAAUGGCACUGGUAGAACCACAGAUAUCAGGAGUAAGCAUUCCUACUGACAUUUCCAACGUGGAUCUUAAUGAACCAGGGAGAAAGAAGAGGAAGUUUGAAAAGUAGCUACAUUCAACAAAAAACUUCAAAGACUGAUUUCCUUAAAAAACAAAUGCAAAAAAAACCUUGAGAAUACUUCUAAACCUAAGUGUGUGAAUUGUGUGUUACCUAUAAGUUUGAGAAAUGUGCAUUUUUAUUUAACUUUUGAUUUGUAUCUUAAACUACUUUGAUUGAACAGAACUAUUUAUGCAGAAAAAUUCAGUUGAAUAUCACCUAAAUGGUGACAGGAUAGCAACUUCAGGGAUCUGUAAAGAUCAUUUAAAUGGACACUUAUCUGCUCAUUGAAGAGCAGAUUAA
Molecule: messenger RNA, 3289 nt
Organism: Castor canadensis (American beaver)
Lineage: Eukaryota; Metazoa; Chordata; Mammalia; Rodentia; Castoridae
Gene: Dis3
Product: DIS3 homolog, exosome endoribonuclease and 3'-5' exoribonuclease
Biological process (GO): nuclear mRNA surveillance of mRNA 3'-end processing; rRNA catabolic process
Cellular component (GO): nuclear exosome (RNase complex); cytoplasmic exosome (RNase complex)
Molecular function (GO): RNA binding; endonuclease activity; 3'-5'-RNA exonuclease activity
Source: RefSeq, a predicted model, not a curated record